AUGGCCUUCAUUCCAAGGCGUCACCUCCUGACGAAGGUGUUUAUUGCUCUGACUCUCAUCAUUGGUGCAAAACUGGUUCUUAGCCCCCGCUCUUCAUCCUCACUGGAGCCAUCAGUCCUCCAAUCCUACAACGUCUUUGAGCGCGUCACGGGUGUAGACAAGAUUCUAAAUGUACGAAAGUACAAAUUUUUGCAAUGGAGGAUAGGGAGAGAUGUCAGGAAGGAUAUCCUUGACGAUGUCAUAGCCAACGGGGUCACUGAUUAUUGGAAUCGGUUUCAAGCACCACUAAUAAUGGGCAAGGACACUGCUCACGCAGAUCUCCAGAAUGUUCUAACUGCUGUCGAGAGCUUGUUAUCUCUCAAUGGUUGGGUAGCCGCUUAUUGUCCAACACUAGCCCGCCCAUUUGGACAAAACAAGAAUGUCGACGAAGAUGCCUAUGAUGACCUCGCUAGUGAUGACCGGCUUUAUUUUGUAGCAAUGGCAAUUCAUUCAGCCGAUCAUUUCCUGGUCGAUCAACUAGCUGUCAUUGUCCAACUUGCUAAGCGACUGGGUACUUCCAAUGUCUUUGUGUCUAUGUUGGACUAUGACUCUACAGAUUCUACGUCCACCCUUACCGACCUCUGUGAAGCCGUUCUGACCCUUUUGGGUGUCUCCUUCCGAAUACGACGCGUUCCUGGGAUGACAGAAGACGCAACUGCAGCCUAUUACCCCCUGGAAGAAGCCUACAUGCGCAACCUUGCAUUAGAGCCUCUUCUCGAGCUCUACCAGAAGCGCGAAAUUGAAUUUCAUCGCGUCAUUUGGCUAAAGGGAUUCACAUGUCCAAAUGACAUUCUCGAGACACUGCGUGUCAGCGUUGCGAAUGAGGCUGCCAUGGUGUGUGGGAUGGACUGGGCAGAAUCCAAUGGGCAGUUCAUAUUUUCCGACAGGUGGCGGACGCGAGACAUUCACGGCGACCAGUUCAGGCAAUCCACAUCCUCAGCAAAACCAGAUGCAGUCCCUCCUCGAGAUGAGAGCGGCGCCGCUCGGUACAUCCAACAUCUUCCUUUUCAAGUCUUCUGCUGCGAAGCAGGCACCCACAUCAUCGAUCCAACUCAGUCCUACUACAAAGGGAUUAAAUACCGCUGCGGUACCGAUUUCCACAAUGCGUCCUCUUCGUCGGACAGCGUACCUACACGCGCAGCUGAUGCGUCAUGUCUGGACAGUAGCCAAGCCUGGUUCUGCAGAGAUCUGUGGAUCAGUAAUGCGCUGAAUGACUUCCACGGGGACGAGGUCGUACCCACGCCUGAAGGCCAGCCGCUCUCACGCAGGCAAGUCCCCGACGAGGAGCCAGACGCAGACGUCAACGCUGGCUCUGAUUUUGACGCCAUGCCGGACUCAGAUGUACCCAUCGAUGUGCUCCCUGCAGCGCCCCUGUCUGUGCCUAAUUCUGCAUACACUCCCGCGCGUAUCCUGGUGAAUCCCCGCUGUGUAACGACGUAUGCUGGUGUGAGUCAUACCCAGCUUGCGCUCGAUCUUUUCGGUUCUGGUGAUGAUGACGAAGCUCAAAUCAAUUCCACAAAAUAUAUAUUAGAGGACUGGGAAGGUGCUCCUGAGAGCUUCGUGUGUCAGGAACAAAGGCAAACUGGAGGCAGAAAGGCAGCCAAAACCCAGCGCUUGCUUGGGUUUGCUAUUCAUGACGAAUUGCGAUAG
Molecule: messenger RNA, 1689 nt
Organism: Suillus fuscotomentosus
Lineage: Eukaryota; Fungi; Basidiomycota; Agaricomycetes; Boletales; Suillaceae
Product: glycosyltransferase family 69 protein
Exons: 4
Coding region: 1-1689 (562 amino acids)
Source: RefSeq, a predicted model, not a curated record